Sabethes cyaneus is the source of this 3770-nucleotide messenger RNA. RefSeq names its product coatomer subunit beta' (gene beta'COP). The record is from RefSeq and is a predicted model, not a curated record. Gene Ontology annotation, biological process: intra-Golgi vesicle-mediated transport; retrograde vesicle-mediated transport, Golgi to endoplasmic reticulum; intracellular protein transport. Bases 127 to 2973 code for a protein of 948 amino acids. NCBI's taxonomy places the organism in Eukaryota, Metazoa, Arthropoda, Insecta, Diptera, Culicidae. Gene Ontology annotation, cellular component: COPI vesicle coat. The transcript has 14 exons. Gene Ontology annotation, molecular function: structural molecule activity; protein binding.
AGCCACGUCUAAACUCAACUCGGAUCGCGGCGCGGUGUAACUUUGCCGUAGUUUUAUGUCGGUUUUUCGCAUUUCGAUAAAAGUUUCGUGAAAACUAGUGUAUCUGCUUACGAAAAUUUAUUGAAAAUGCCACUACGAUUAGAUAUCAAGAGGCGCCUGACGUCUCGUUCGGAUCGAGUCAAAUCGGUGGAUCUGCAUCCCACCGAACCAUGGAUGCUAUGCGCCCUGUACAAUGGUCACGUGCACGUGAUGAAUUACGAAAAUCAGCAGCUGGUCAAGGACUUUGAAGUGUGCGAUAUUCCAGUGCGCUGUGCACGCUUCGUAGCCCGCAAAAAUUGGAUUCUAACCGGAUCAGAUGACAUGCAGGUCCGUGUAUUCAACUACAACACGCUGGAAAAGGUUCACUCAUUCGAGGCACACACGGACUACGUCCGAAGCAUUGCGGUUCAUCCUACUCAACCACUUAUCCUGACCUGCAGUGACGACAUGUUGAUCAAACUGUGGAACUGGGAAAAGAUGUGGUCCAUGCAGCGGGUCUUCGAAGGUCACUCACAUUAUGUAAUGCAGAUCGUGUUUAAUCCAAAGGAUAACAACACAUUCGCCAGUGCUUCACUGGACCGAACGGUGAAAGUAUGGCAGUUAGGAUCAAACGUGCCCAACUUCACGCUCGACGGACACGAGAAGGGUGUCAACUGUGUGGACUACUAUCACGGCGGUGAUAAGCCGUAUCUUAUUUCCGGUGCGGACGAUCGGUUAGUGAAAAUCUGGGACUAUCAGAACAAAACCUGCGUGCAGACACUGGAGGGACACGCCCAGAACGUAUCGGCAGUGUCGUUCCAUCCGGAACUGCCGAUUGUGCUUACCGGGUCGGAAGACGGCACCAUACGGAUCUGGCACUCGGGCACCUACCGUUUGGAGACGUCGCUCAACUAUGGCUUCGAGAGGGUGUGGGCCCUCGCCUGCAUGAGGGGCACCAACAACGUGGCGCUGGGCUACGAUGAAGGCUCUAUCAUUAUUAAAGUGGGCCGUGAGGAACCUGCCAUGUCAAUGGACGUUAACGGGGGCAAAAUUGUGUGGGCCCGGCAUUCGGAAAUGCAGCAGGUCAACCUGAAAGCCCUUCCCGAGGGCACAGAAAUCAAAGAUGGCGAACGGCUCCCUGUUGCUGUCAAGGAUAUGGGAGCUUGUGAAAUUUACCCACAGACCAUUGCGCACAAUCCAAAUGGAAGAUUCGUGGUCGUUUGCGGUGACGGUGAAUACAUCAUCUACACGUCGAUGGCCCUUCGCAACAAGGCUUUCGGGUCGGCCCAGGAGUUCGUGUGGGCAUCGGAAAACAGCGAGUACGCCGUAAGGGAAUCGAGCGGUGCCGUUAAGCUGUUCCGUAAUUUUAAGGAACGGAAAAGUUUCACGCCGGAUUAUGGCGCGGAAGGAAUUUUUGGUGGACAAUUGCUGGGUGUUAAAACAUCAUCCGGUUUGUCGUUCUAUGAUUGGGAAAAUUUGGAGCUGAUCAGAAGGAUUGAAGUGCAGCCAAGACACGUAUUUUGGAAUGAAGCCGGCACGCUGGUCUGCUUGGCUACUGAGGAUUCGUACUUUAUUCUGCAGGUCGAUAUGUCCAUGAUACAGAAUGCAAUUGCCACCAAACAGCAGUUGAGUGAGGAUGGCAUUGAGGAAGCAUUUGAUGUACUUGGAGAGGUCAGUGAGGCGGUUCGCACGGGGCUUUGGGUUGGUGACUGCUUCAUUUACACGAACUCGGUGAAUCGAAUUAAUUAUUACGUUGGCGGUGAAAUUGUCACCAUUUCCCACCUGGACAGGACCAUGUAUUUGCUCGGAUACGUACCGAAGGAUAACAAGUUGUAUCUCGGCGACAAGGAGCUUAACGUAACGAGUUUCGCGCUGCUGCUAUCCGUUCUGGAGUAUCAAACAGCCGUAAUGCGACGGGACUUUGUAACGGCCGAUCGGGUACUACCGACGAUUCCCAAGGAGCACCGAACCCGGGUAGCACACUUCCUCGAGAAGCAAGGUUUCAAGCAGCAGGCGCUGCAGGUAUCCACCGAUCCGGAACACAGGUUCGAUUUAGCACUACAAAUCGGUGAUCUGGACACCGCUCUAGUGCUAGCACGUGAAUCGGACAGUCCCCAGAAGUGGUCCCAACUGGCCAGUAUUGCCACCAGCAAGAACAAAUUCGAUCUGGUCAAGGAGUGUCUGACCAAUGCGAACGACUACGGCGGUCUGCUGCUGUUGGCCACCAGUUCGGGUGACACCGACAUGCUACGGAAUCUGGGUGAAAACGGAGUAUCACAGGGCAAGUUUAACAUCUCCUUCCUGUCGAUGUUCCUGCUCGGCGAUUUAGAAAAAUGCUUGGAGAUUCUGAUUCAGACCAAUCGGAUACCGGAAGCGGCUUUCUUUGCAAGAACCUACCUGCCGAACAAAAUCUCGUAUGUAUUGGAAAUCUGGCGAACGGAGCUCGCCAAGAUUAACGAAAAGGCCGGCCAGAGUUUGGCCGAUCCGCAGCAGUAUGAGAAUCUGUUCCCAGGUUUCUAUGAUUCGGUUAAAACGCAACAGUUCUUGGUGCCGGAGCGAUCUGUACUUUUGCCCGCUGAGGAUGCGAUCAAUGUACCACUUAAUAUAGACCGUAAUCCAGUGGCAGAAAUGAAGGCAGCGGAAAGCGAGGGACGAUUCGAUUACGAUCCAAGCACUAGUACCGAAGGCAAUGCACCUGCGGCGGACACUGUGAGCAAACCUGCCACAGCAGCCAUUUUAGAUGAACCGCUUAAACCCCAAUCGGCGCCACUGGUUGCGGCAGCGUCAAUCCCAGCGCAACCCCCGCAGCAGCAACAACAGCAGCAAAGUAAUGCAAAUCAAAUCAAACGGAAAAGCUCGUUGGAAGACUUUGAGUCGGAAAUCGAAGCCUUGAACCUGGACGAUAAUAUCGAUACUUCGGAUGUAAAUAUAGAUGACGAUUUGCUGAGUGAUUGAGAAGCGCCACAAAUCCAACCGUAAAUGGCUCCCUUUAUUCGUGGUAGUGCUAGCAGAGUAUAUAGUACUUUAAUAUAACUAAAAAAAAGAUUUACGAUGAAAUAAAAAAUAAAAACGCAAAAAAUAAGCUGUAGUAGGUGAAGAAUGUUAUUACCACAGUAAAAUUUGUGCGAAUACUGAUGAAAAAGGUGAAAGUAAAAAGAAAACUUAAAGUUUGUAAUCACCCAAGAGGAAAUAGUCGGUCGGUAAACGAAAAGUAUUGAUAAUAACCCAAGCACGGUUCCCUUCUGAUGACACAUACCUAAAUAAAAGAAAAACAGACAAAAGUAUGAUCGCGAAGUGAGUGGAAAUGGUCUCAACCGAUGUGCCGGAUGAGAUGAGCGGAUGCAUAGCAUUUACAGUAUAGGAAAAAAAUAUAUCCAACAACACUGUUGUCAGUGGUUUCCCAUUUCCGGUUUGUUUUCCUUUGAAAAGCACACCAGCACGCAGCGCCACUUGAAAUCACAGUCGCCAUCGUACGCGAAUUGAACUGGCAACUGGCAAGUUUCGUUUCCGAAGCAAGAACGAGUGGCGACCAAGCCAACUCUAUACGCAAGCAAGGGCUUGCUGUUAGUUUCUACUUUGUUGCAAAACCGGAAAAUGUUUUCUAUGUUAUCACUUAUUAAACUUAUGAUGUCUUUAAUAUUAUUAUUAUUAUUACUAUUAUUAUUGCAAUCUAUAUUUUGUCUCUUUAGUGUAUCUAUAGUGUAAGAAAAACCAUAAAGAAUCAAGAAGCAAAUAAAACAAUAUUAAGACAU